Messenger RNA from Mya arenaria, 5134 nucleotides. RefSeq lists its product as uncharacterized. The record is from RefSeq and is a predicted model, not a curated record. The coding region runs from base 125 to 1588 and encodes 487 amino acids. NCBI's taxonomy places the organism in Eukaryota, Metazoa, Mollusca, Bivalvia, Myida, Myidae. The transcript has 13 exons.
UUGAUAUUUACAGAUCGAAGUGUUAUAAGCUUUAGGUUGGAAUUCAGAUUUUAAAUCAUAAACAUUAUUGGUUUCGCUUCUGUUUGAGGUGGAUUAUAAAUAUUGUCAAAAUUUGUGACUAAAAAUGGCCAGCGGUGAGGAUGCUUCUGGGUGGAUUAAUAUUAAAGCACAAGAGUGGAUUAAUAUUAAAGCACAAGUGAUGAGAGAACGAUAUACAUGGUAUCCAUGGAUCAAAGAAAGAAAUGCACGUCAUUUACGAGAACUAGAAGCAGAGACAAGGCAUGGCGUUCAAGACUUUGUAGAGGAUAAUGUGACAGAGUUGCAAGCUAAAGCGCAGAAAUUUGCCAAGACCGAGAAUGGGCUUGACGAGAAUUUCACCUGCAACAGUUGCACAACUGAUGAUUUAACAAAGAUCAAAAAAGGACAAAGAACUACAGUCCAACCUCCAAAACAAUGCAACAACAAAAUUUGCAAUGAGAUGAAGAAUGUCUUCCGUAAAGAUCAUGUUUACAAACGUCCUAGUUGGGGAAACUCCGAUGCUAAAAAGUGGAACACAGAUGCGAUAGAAGUUGCCAAGUUGUUUAUGCCCCCGGGAUACAAAGAUAAAGACACCUUUGAAGACGUUGACCUACAUGGUCACCUAAAUGUCAUAGUCAAUUGCAAAACGGCCCGAGAUAAAUUGAAGGAUGCCAACAUUGCGGAGAAUGCGAAGAAAUUCAGUUCUCGUGCACGGCACAUGUCAGGGGAUACAAUGACGAUUGGGGACUUUGUCGAUGGAGCAGAUAUUUACCUGAAGUUGCUGAACGAUCCAGCGAUACUUAAAUACCCGAAGGCGGUAGAAUCAGUCAAGAAAAUAGAAAAGAUUAUUGAUGAUGUAUUGGGAUUGAAAAUAUUUGGCGACUUACGAAAGUGUCUGCAUCUUUCGCGAAGUCCAAUGCAUAGCACAGCGGUUUCCGCUAUGAUAAACACUGCUUUCCAAGCUAAAGAAGGACUGUGUCACUUCACAAUGAACGCAUCGAGCGAACUUCAACAGAAUGUUAUUACGGAAGUCCGAAAAAAGCAAAAGUUAGAAAGCGACGCCACAUGUGAUCAGUGUUCUACGGAAGACCUGAUACCACCAAAGCCAAAACGUGGCAAAAUAGAGUACAAGCCAUUUUGUCCCACUGGAUACUGUGACAGUAUCAGGGAGUUUUUGGUGGAUCAGCACGCUUUCAACACCCCUUUUUGGAAAAAUACAGAUGCCAGAAAGUGGUCGACUGACCCGUGGGAAUUGGCCAAAGUAUUUAUGCAACAUGGCUACAAAGAUUCCGAGGGCGCAUUUGUGGUCGACUUCAACGGCCUGAUAAACAUUAUCAUUAACUGCAAGGAGAUGUCAACCAAGUUGAAUGAUCCUGAUGUUGCUUCAAAGUCGAGAGAGGUUGCUCGAAAGAGACGGCACGCCGGUCACCUUGAAGUGAGCAAGGAUGAGUUCAAGGAAGCCGUUGACGUUUACACUGCAUUGCUAAAAGAAACCGGAAUUGCUAAGAAUGCAAGUGCAAAGAUGGCUCUUAAAGUUAUGGAGGAAGCGUCCGAAAUGCUGGAGGAGUAAAGCUUGGUCGAGCCUCUUCAGCGGAAUUAAAGGACACAUGGUGUCUUGUUUCGUUGAGGUUGAAAAGUUGGCUUUUGACGAUUGAUUGACUGAUGUGUGUGACUGAAGAGGACUGCAAUAACAUUGUUAACUUACGAUUUUAAUGGCUUUAUUACAAUCAUCUGCGAAAUAUAUAUUGCUUGUGAAUAUAGUUAGCGUUUAUAUCUGAAAUUAACGUUUUGUUUGCGUUUUAUUCUUAUAUGAUAUUAAUACUUGAGUUUACCUGUUAAUGUUAAAAUAAAAAGGUAUUACGAUUUCCUUAGCGUUGUAGCCAUUUCAAUACUGAAACAAAGAUCAUUUAUGUUUUACCUGUUGCAAUGUAAGCGUAAUCAUAUCGUAUUAAGUAACAAGUGUUUUACCGAAAUACGAACGUAUUAAAAGAUAAAUUCAGCAAAUCGAGAGUGAUUAACUGAGCAGUAUCAAAUAUAUACCUUAAAAGUCAGUAAAUACCACUAAUUUGACCCCAGAGCAAUGACAGUCUUCAACUUUUUAAACACACUUAUACGCUGAUUUGGUUUUGUUUUACUUUCACAUUAUUUGUUUUGUAGUAAAUUAAAGAUUUCGAAUUAUCAAUGUUUUAUCAUUUCCAAAUUGAAAAUGAAAAUAUCUAUUCGAGUAUUCUAAUUUAGCUUGUACACAAAAUAAAUAAAGCGCCAGUUUUUGGACCCAAAAUAAAUUUUGUAGGAAAUUUACUACCUACUGGCUUCACUCGAUGUAAUUGAUAUAAUUCAGCAUAAUCCUAAUUUCUGUCAAAUAAUUUACUUUUUUACUUUUUGGAUAUAUUUAUCCGAAUGGUUGAUCCUUUUCAUACAUACGUAACAUUCAUGUUUUACUUAACUGAUAAUACACCAGAAUAUUCUUAGGACUAACCAAGUCUACUUCGGUAUUGGACACUUAUAUUAGCUUAUUUGCAAAAUUGUAGAUUUUCAGUACAGGAUUCAAUGUUUGUACAUAGUUUAAAAUUACUCUUGAUUAUUAUGAUUUUAUUUCAUUUAAUUCCUUUUUAAUACUUUGAUUAUUUAGAGAUGAGUCUUUGUUGAUAUUGUUUUGUUAAUAACUACUAUUUUUGGGACUAAAUACCUGAGUCAUUUCAUACGUACAAGUGAAAAAAUCCUUUUAACUAUGACAGUUGGAAUUCCCGUGUUUUUAUCUGAGUAUUUUAAGGCAUUUCGAUCAUUGAAAUAUCAAACAUUAUCCUAUAGGUAUUAUCUAUGAUAUGAAUUUUAAUGAAGGCAUCAUUACCAAAAUACUCGUUUGUAAAUACCAUUUUUGAUUUUUUUAUCUUUAUGAUAAACGUGAUGAUUUUAAUUUUAAAAUAAUGAAUUACCCGUCUUUAAAUGGAUAUGUUCCUAGUUCACUAUCGUAUGAUGUUUUUAUUGCGCAGUUGAUAAGAUUUGCUAGAAUAUGUACAGCUGUAAAAAGAUUCAGCUCUCGCAGGAAACUUAUGACGGAAAAACUUCUAAAACAGAGUUUUAAAUAAAGGAAAAGUUUUAAAUUAAGGAAAACUUUCUCAAAAUUUGUAAAUGGUCAUUAUAUUCUCAUAUCAAAGAACAAUAGCAGUCUUAAAUCGCUGAUUGCUAAUAGUAUUGCUCAUUAAGAUUUUUAUGGUGAUGUUUUAAAGAAAAUUCGUAAGAUUAAAAUGUUUCCAGCAGGAUGUUGGGCAGAUAGACUCAAUGUAUUACUUGGGAUUUAUUUAAACCGUUGAUAUAAAGGCAAUAUUUUGAAGGGCACUUGCCUUCUAGUUCUUGAAGAUGAAUUUCAGAAAAUAAAAUAUAGGGUUGAAUAUAGCAUCCUUACAUAACUAAGCUUUCAGUCCUUUGAAUAUAGCAUCCUUACAUAACUAAGCUUUCAGUCCUUUGAUUUUAUGAAGAUUUUGCUAAUUCAUGUAAUCUUUAAAACAUUUUUGGCUGAGAGUUUUUUUGGCUGACUCGGAGUGUUUGGCAUGUGACUUCAUUUUUUCAAAUAUUUUACAUUUUCAAAUCAUUUGGAAGGAAAGCUAAUACAUGUCGCUUUUAUUUUUAAUAAUGUUUUCUUUAUUUCUUCCAAGUUUUAGUACAAUGAUGCUUUUUGUUAUGAAACUCUAUGAUCACACAGUUUUAAACCUUAUAUGUUAUGAGGCAGACUGUGUGUGAUGUUUAUAGUUUCACACAAUGACUGCAUCGUAUCUUUGAAAUGUUUUUUUGCAUUAGGUGCUCUGAAUUGAAUCCCUCCGUUUGCAGAUAGAGUUGGGAUCUCUAAUCAUAGAAGUACUUGGGGUUUACCUAUUUGUUUUAUUGUUAAGUUACAUCAAGUUAAUGCAUAAUUUGAUAAGAUUUACCCUUUGUGUUUUAUCUUUAUUUAGGAUUGUUGGGAUAAGAGUGAGGUUUUUGCACUUAAACUGGUUUAAACCCCCAGUAAAUUUACAUUUUACUGACAAUUCCAAGGCAGUACCUAACAAUCCUUGAUAAACAUACCUAGUUUUUUUUAUAUAAAGCAUGUAUUCACUGUGCUGCUUGUGGAGUUUUGUGCUGUUCUUCCAUGUUUCUUGUUUGUGAUUGUAUGUUUUAUGUCCUUGAUGUUUACCCAGUGCCAUUUAACCGGAUUAUGUUUAAACUUUUUGCUACUAAGCUUGUUUAUGUAGCUUUCGCAUAAAUACAUAAAGACAUACUUUAACAUAGACUGCUGUUUUGUGUAUAAGAUGCAAUUAGUCGAUGAUAAUUUUCCAUUUUCUUACUUAUUGUUUUUACUUUUUUUUUUUGAUAGAUAUGUAAUGUUAAAUGCAAAUCAGUUAACAAUAUUUAAAUACUUGUAUUCUGAGCCACUAAGGGCAGUUACCUUCUGCAAAGCCGAGCUAUGCAUUCAAGAGUGUACAAUGAUUUGCAUCAAUAUGAGCAGAACUCGUCACCUGACUUCAACUACGAUCUUAAGAGCCAACUGAACAUCAACAUUUUUAAUCUUUGUAACUCUGUCAUAUUAAGAUCCACAACAGCUUCAAUUAAAUUGUCUUUCAAGUCGUGCACUACUAUAAAGUGUUUGAUUUGCGAAUUGGUCAUGUAGUUAUGGUGACACCUUUGGUCAAUGGGAAAUGCCUUGUUAAUUCACACCAGUAGCACAGUUCACUUUUAUAUAUUUAGCUGCCUCUGAUAAUGCCCUGUUUGCACUGCAUUUCUUAUUGAUAAUUAUACCAAUUGGUCUUUUCACGGCUCAAGGUAUGUAAUCACUAACGUUUUGAUUAUGAGGUUGGGACACGUACUUAAGAAAACAAAAGUUCAAUCUCGUUUAGAAAUUGAUAGAAUAGAAACUAUUACGGCAAUAAUUUGAGUUACAGUCAGGCAAACCUCUUUGAACAAAAUUAUUUGACUUACAGAUGAUUUGUAACAUUUAGGUAUUCACUUAUCCAAACAGACUCAAGACGUUAUUGAAUAGUGGCCAGAUGAUAAAGAAUAACAAUACAAACUUGUUUUUUUUUUACUUUUAACACCCUCAUUUAUUGUGCUCUUUUUCGAUUUUUCUAAAUAAACAGUAAUC